AUGGCUUCUGCUAAGGUUGAAGUGGAGGCGAGUAAAAUGCAAUUGAAGCAUCUGAUGUUUGUGAGGAUUCUGGCGAUUAACGCUGUGGUGAUGGUGUCGAAUCUUUACGACUACGCGAAGCAGAAUUCCGGUCCGCUCAAAUCCACCGUCGGCACCGUAGAAAACGCCGUUACAGCUGUUGUUGGCCCCGUUUACGAGAAGUUUAAUGACGUUCCUGGCGAUGUUCUUGUUUUUCUUGAUAAGAAGGUGGAUGAAGCAACAUACAAAUUUGACGAAUGGGCUCCACCUUUGGCCAAGAAAGCAGUGAGUAAAACCCAAUCAGUUGUCAACAAGGCAUCGCAGGUAGCCCAAGAUUUGUUGAAAGAAGCUCAGGUUGCUGGACCACGUGCUGCAAUUUUCCACUUGGGUACAAUAUCCAAGCAUUUUGCCGUGAGCCAAUUGGCUGUCGUGUGGUACAAAGUUCACCACUAUCCUGCCUUGCAUGGAGUGGCAGAGCUGGCUGUUCCUACAGCUGCACACUGGUCUGAGAAGUACAAUAAUUUGGUCAAAUACAUGACUGCAAAAGGUUACACCGUCUUCAGUUAUCUUCCAUUAGUUCCGGUCGAGGAAAUGGCCAAGGCAUACAAGCAGGUCGAGGCAUCCGUUGAUAAGAAGGGAGAUUCAAGCAGCUCAAGUGAAAAUGAUUCCGACGAGGAAGAAUAG
Molecule: messenger RNA, 702 nt
Organism: Fraxinus pennsylvanica
Lineage: Eukaryota; Viridiplantae; Streptophyta; Magnoliopsida; Lamiales; Oleaceae
Source: the annotation of a GenBank genome assembly